Trichomonas vaginalis G3 is the source of this 337-nucleotide messenger RNA. RefSeq lists its product as uncharacterized. The record is from RefSeq and is a predicted model, not a curated record. The annotation marks the transcript as partial. The transcript has a single exon. NCBI's taxonomy places the organism in Eukaryota, Parabasalia, Trichomonadida, Trichomonadidae.
AUGGAGAAAGUUAUUAAUCAAGUAGAUAAGAUUCUUCAUGAUGGAGCACGUAAGAAUAGUAAAGAACUAAACAAUGCACUCAUUAUGCCAUUUUCUGAUGAUUAUCCAUUUUGUACUAAUGGUGUUUAUUUCUACUGCGGUAAGAUGGGUUCAGGUAAGACAUAUGGUGUUAUUCGUCAUAUAAUGAUAACAGACCGCUUCACUAAUACUCCAUAUUAUGACUCAAUAGUUAUCUCAGCAACAUCAGGAACAAUGGAUAAAACAGCGAAGACAUUUAUGAGUCAAGUUAAAGCACCAGUACUGAAAAAGGAUGAUAAAGAACUUAUGCCUUAUUUAA